GCAUGAAAACAUUAAAAACAAAACAAGGCGUACGGCUCUUAUCAACGCCUAUACUGGAGUAACAAAUAUCUCACUCGUUACUUAAUAGCAACAACAUCCACCCAGAGAGUUUGAUUAGAAAUCAUAUUGCACGUUGCCCCAAGCUUACAUCUAGGCUAGCCUUAUCCAGAAUCAGAUAAUGGCAAACCCGGAAACAUCUAAAUCAACACCAAAUGCCAACUCCAGAGAGUUGGAGACAAGAAAGUUCACCCUCUAUCACCCGGUGAUCUUCGUCCUCACUUUCUUCAGCUAUGCCUUCUUCCACAUGUCCAGGAAAACAUUCAGCAAUGUGAAAACUACAAUCUCUGAAGAGUGGACACCAAGCUUUCACAAUGCCACUGUCUGUGAAACAAAACCAGAUUAUAUCUGGAAUACACGGAACAUGUUUUCCUCCCCGUCUGAUGUGGAGCCAUACCUGGGAAUACUGGACGCUGCCUUCAUGAUCUCCUAUGGAGUGGGACUGUUCAUCAGUGGGAUUGUUGGAGAUAGACUGAACAUGAGGUAUGUCCUGGUGUUCGGCAUGUGUUCAACAGCACUGACGGUGUUCCUGUUUGGGUGUGUUCUUGAGUGGGUACAUCUUUACAACAAGUACCUCUACGUCUUCCUGUGGAUCAUCAACGGCCUGCUGCAGUCUACUGGCUGGCCGACUGUUGUAGCCGUCAUGGGCAACUGGUUUGGAAAAUCUAGCCGCGGACUGGUGUUCGGGUUGUGGAGUGCCUGUGCGUCUGUCGGCAACAUUCUCGGAGCCCUCAUGGUGUCUGCAGUGUUAGACUAUGGUUACCAGUAUGCCUUCCUCUUCACCUCAGCCAUGUUAUUUGCGGGAGGGGUCAUCAACUUCUUCGGACUGGUCACAAGUCCUAGAGAGUUAGGUCUCAGUGUGGCCGACGAGGAUGCCAGGAGUACGGCUGCUGCAGGUGACCGAGGUAGAUAUAGAGACACGCCUUUCAACUCUCCUACCCAACCCCUGAUUGACGACUUGCUUGAUGAGGAAGCUCUGUUGAGUGUCUCUGAAGAAAGUGAUGAUGAUGCACAACCAAGUGUUAAAGUGUCUGGUGACCUCAGACCUACUGCUAUCAGCUUCUGUACAGCUCUCCUCCUGCCUGGUGUCAUACUGUACUCCCUCUCCUAUGCCUUCCUGAAGUUGGUCAACUACUCCUUCUUCUUCUGGCUGCCAUACUACCUAGCCAAUGCCUACCACUGGAAGGAGACAGUAGCAGAUUCCAUCUCCAUCUGGUACGAUGUCGGCGGCAUUGUAGGGGGAACUAUAGGUGGUUUUAUAUCAGACCGGUUUCAGAGGAGAGCUAUAGUUGUCAUUCCGAUGUUAGGCCUUGCCAUUCCAUCACUGUUUAUAUAUGGGAAUUCUCCUGCCAAUUUGACAAUCAAUUCAUUCCUGAUGUCUGUGGCGGGAUUCUUCAUCGGCGGAGUUGCCAACCUCAUCAGUGCUGCUGUAGCUGCAGAUCUAGGCAACCAGGGCCCAAUACAAGGCAACACCGAGGCCCUGGCAACUGUCACCGGCAUCAUAGACGGAACAGGAAGUCUUGGGGCGGCCAUUGGACAGAUCCUGGUGCCUGUGAUACAGAAAGCUCUCGGCUGGCAAGCUGUCUUCUACCUCUUCAUGGUUUGUACCUUUCUGACGGGGGUGUGCAUCUUCCCACUGUUUGUACGGGAAGUGAAGGAAAUCUGCAGAAACUACCAUUACUCCUGGUACAGUGGACUACGGCGACGAUCACGCAGCCCUCAGGAAGAACAGGCAACAUGGGAGUGAUACUCAGGAAGACCCUCAACGUGAACAGAUGUGAUGACAAAUCCAUUUUUAUCCUUGGCAUUAAGAUAUUUCAGAAAUACCACAUUUACGGUACCUCAUGAAGUGCCAACAUCAAUUGAUAUCCCAUAGAUGCAUCUUUGUGAUAUUCAGGUCUGCAGCAAGACCAAGAGAUUAUAUUUUGAUCACAUAGACCUUAGCAUGACGAAUACAGCAUGACUGUCACUCCCAGCAUUGCAUCAGAUCAGAGGAAUAUUACGGGAACAAAGUAUCUGGUCAAUACAUAUUGCCAUAACUCUAAAGCAAAUAUCUUCCAAAAUCAGUAAAUGUUUGAUGAUGACAAUCGUAAGUAUAGUAGGCCAUUACGAGCAAGUAUUACAGAGGAAGUGGAAUAACAAGAAAGUGUUAUUGUGGGGCAGUAGUAUGGUAUUUUCUGUUUGAAAAUGUGCAAUAUAUAUUAUAUAAAGAGAGAGAGAUUCUUAUUUGUGAGUACUGUUACCAGAGAGCUUUCAGUUCUGACAACAAAUGGUCCAUCAGAUGUAACUGUCAUUCCUUGUCAGGGUUCAGAAUGUACUUUAUGUAGGACACUUUUCCAGACAUGUUGUCCAUUGCCCUGCUUGCAUUUCAGCAUGUAUAUAAUCACGUUUCCAACUUAUAGGAUUGACACAGUCUGUUUAUUAAGAUAGAUAUUUUAGCAACUGUCUUUUUUUACCGUUUUUUAGUGUUUCCGACUAUGUUGGUAUGAAGCCACCCACAGGCCACAUUAACUCACAGAUGAUUUUAUCGGGGGUUUUAUACCAGUCAACAAACACGGUUGAUGUUCUGAAUAUUUUGGGUCAUACAAUAUUGUGCUUGUGUUUAUAUUUGAGGAUAUUUAUAUAGGGUACAUAUCCAGGCAACUAGUACAUGCUCAGAGCCCUGGAGUGUUCCCUUGAUCAAUCUUCUCACCAAAUAUAUACUGUAACACCACAUCGUAUUGAUGGGUGAGUAAUAUAUUAUGUUCAUUAAAAUGUGUGUGUCAAGUUGGUUUUCCUUUCCAUUCUUGCUCUGUUGUAUGAAUCUGUUCUGUUUUAUAAUUUAAUAAAUUUCAUCAUUAUAA
This is a messenger RNA of Haliotis rubra (blacklip abalone), 2900 nucleotides long. Its product is annotated as sugar phosphate exchanger 3-like. NCBI's taxonomy places the organism in Eukaryota, Metazoa, Mollusca, Gastropoda, Lepetellida, Haliotidae. The transcript is spliced from 17 exons. The coding region runs from base 179 to 1804 and encodes 541 amino acids. Gene Ontology annotation, biological process: transmembrane transport. Gene Ontology annotation, molecular function: transmembrane transporter activity. Gene Ontology annotation, cellular component: endoplasmic reticulum membrane. The record is from RefSeq and is a predicted model, not a curated record.